AUGGAGAUGAGGAAGAUCGCCUGCGCCGUCCUCGUCGCCGCCGCCUCGGCGACCGCCGCCGUGGCCGGUGACGCCGCCGCCCCCGCGCCGGCGCCCGCCAGCGGCGCCUCCGCCGUGGCCGCCUCCCUCUUCGGAGCCUCCCUCCUCUCCUUCCUCGCCUUCUACCUGCAGUAA
Spirodela intermedia is the source of this 174-nucleotide messenger RNA. Lineage: Eukaryota; Viridiplantae; Streptophyta; Magnoliopsida; Alismatales; Araceae. The record is from the annotation of a GenBank genome assembly.